AUGCCUUCUUCAAAGCAACAUAUGAUGAACGAUGCAUCCGACACUAAACCUCUGAGGGACGAGGGAGGGUUGCAUACAAUGUCUCAACUAAGAAUUCGCGACCUCGACGAGGCAGGCAAUCAGAAGUCCCUCUACAUUGCUCAUGGCGCUGGUUCUGUCAUCGAUCGGAUUGAAACCGUUCCGAUGCAGGAUAACAUCCCGCUGGCACGCCGUCUGCUAGGGAUCUUUCUUCCCACAGGCUACCCGAACACUAUUUCGCCCGAUUACACCGCCUAUCAUGUCUACAAUGCGCUGCAAGCAUUUUCUUCCUCGAUUGCAGGGCUCCUGGCUUCCCGAGCAGUGCUUCAAGGUCUAGGCGUGGGUGACGAGAAUGCGUCUGCUACCAAUGCCAUGCUUCUGAAUGUGCUACAAGAGUCGAUGGGGCGGGUGGCAACCAUUCUUUUUGCACAUCGUGUGGGAAGUGCUAUAGAAGCGGAAUGUAAAAUGUACCGAUUCUUGGCCGAUGUACUCAAUGACACCGCCAUGGUAUCUGAUUGCCUGAGUCCGAUGCUUCCGAAGCUGGUCAGAGUACCUCUGCUGGGCGCCUCUAGUGUCUUUCGUGCUUUGUGCGGUGUUGCAGGUGGAAGCUCGAAAGCAACCCUCAGUGCACAUUUCGCCAGAACGGGCAACAUUGGAGAAUUGAAUGCGAAAGACUCGAGCCAAGAGACUGUUGUUUCGCUUCUCGGAAUGUGGGUCGGUGGAGUGGUGGUGUCCUAUGCAACCUCAACAAUGGCGACGUGGAUCUGGCUCAUAAUAUUGAUUGUUGUUCACCUAUCCACCAAUUACCUUGCAGUGCGCUCUGUCAGUAUGCCCUCGAUGAACAGCCAACGCGCCAACAUCGUUUUCUCGGCUUUGAUCGAGGAUGGUCAAGCCCUUCCUCCGGACAAGGUAGCCAAACAGGAACGCAUAUUCGAGCGGAGUAGCACUCUUCGAUGGAAUGGCUCGAAAGCAAUUGGUACCUGUGAGAUCGGAGUACCUUUCACAAGAUUCCUCCGUCGGAUUGGGAAAGUCCAUUCGAAAACAGGAUCCGCCCAGGAUUUGAGAGUCAACAUUACGGAAUUGCUGCGUGUCUUUGCCGAAGAGCAGUAUCUUCUGUGGAUAGAUGCCGGCAAGAGAAGAGCCAUAAUUGUCCUCCUCGACAAUGCAACGGCCCAAUCCCAGCUGCGAGCAUGGGCUCAUGCUCUGCGUUGCAUGCAUACAUUGGAAUGUACGAAGGAGGUCAGCCCUUCUGGGUCCGACAUACUUCGUCUUCUCAGUUCCACAUUGAAAGAGCAAAAUGCUGCUUUUCCAGGUUGGGUCAAACAACUAGAAGCGACUGGCUGGAGCACAAGUACAUCAGCCUUGGAGACCAUGGGUGCUAAACGAGUUGUCUUUGACCGGUAA
Molecule: messenger RNA, 1422 nt
Organism: Endocarpon pusillum Z07020
Lineage: Eukaryota; Fungi; Ascomycota; Eurotiomycetes; Verrucariales; Verrucariaceae
Exons: 1
Coding region: 1-1422 (473 amino acids)
Source: RefSeq, a predicted model, not a curated record